UCUGCUUCCUGUGAGCACUGAGCAUUUGCAUCAAAUCCAGUUAAAAUGGGGAAGAUUAUCUUCUACGAGGACAAGAACUUCCAGGGACGUUCCUAUGAGUGCAGCUCAGAUUGUUCUGACCUCCACUCAUACUUCAACCGUUGCAACUCCAUAAGAGUAGAAAGUGGACCCUGGAUGAUCUAUGAACUCCCCAACUAUAGGGGAUACCAGUACUUCCUGAAGAAAGGUGAAUAUCCCGACUGCCAACACUGGAUGGGAUUCAAUGACUCCAUUCGUUCAUGUCGUGUGAUCCCACAGCAUAGAGGAGAUUACAGAUUAAAAAUGUAUGAGAGAGAAGACUUCAAGGGACAGCUAAUGGAAUUUACAGAUGACAGCUCUAAUAUUUUUGAUCAGUUCCAUUACCGUGACAUCCACUCCUGCAACGUGUUUGAUGGACACUGGAUCUUUUAUGAAGAACCCAACUACAGGGGGCGUCAGUAUUAUCUAAGACCUGGAGAGUACCGAAGGUACACUGACUGGGGUGCUGUGAACAGCAGGGUUGGCUCAAUGAGACGUGCUAUGGACUUCUAUUGAAAUUAACAUGAUGAAUCUAUAUCGCUAAAUAAAGUAUUCAAAUUCUAA
This is a messenger RNA of Pelobates fuscus (common spadefoot toad), 621 nucleotides long. RefSeq names its product gamma-crystallin-3-like. Gene Ontology annotation, molecular function: structural constituent of eye lens. NCBI's taxonomy places the organism in Eukaryota, Metazoa, Chordata, Amphibia, Anura, Pelobatidae. The transcript is spliced from 3 exons. The record is from RefSeq and is a predicted model, not a curated record. The coding region runs from base 46 to 573 and encodes 175 amino acids. Gene Ontology annotation, biological process: visual perception; lens development in camera-type eye.